Molecule: messenger RNA, 1368 nt
Organism: Penicillium waksmanii
Lineage: Eukaryota; Fungi; Ascomycota; Eurotiomycetes; Eurotiales; Aspergillaceae
Product: serine/threonine protein kinase CDC7
Exons: 5
Coding region: 1-1368 (455 amino acids)
Biological process (GO): protein phosphorylation; mitotic DNA damage checkpoint signaling
Cellular component (GO): nucleus
Molecular function (GO): ATP binding; protein serine/threonine kinase activity
Source: RefSeq, a predicted model, not a curated record
AUGUCGGUCUUUCGUGCUGCUCCCGCGGGGGUCUUUGAGCUUCAGCGCAGCAGUUCGUUCCGAGCCCCCGCACCCUCAAAAUACCAAAAUGAAGACGCCCAGCGCGAAGCUCCACGGGAAGGAAGUGAUUAUGUGGAUGAGGAAGAAGAUGAGGAGGAAGAGGUUGACGAGUCAGUACGGGAAGAUAUGACCAAGCUUGAGGAUACCUUUCCAGGCAUCUCGGAACGAUUUCGAUUAAUUAAUCGAAUUGGAGAAGGAACCUUCUCUACCGUGUACAAAGCCGAAGAUGUGCUAUACGACCACUACCAGAACGAAUGGGAUGUCUUUGCGCGAGCACAACAACAAGAGGCAUGGCCAAGCCCCCCCUGCCAAAAGACUCCAAUUCGGAUUCAAAACGAACUCGAACUUCUCCACGAUCUCCGAGGCUGUAAAUCAGUCUGCCCUCUCAUUACUGCAUUCCGGUACCAAGACCAGGUCGUUGCAGUCCUUCCUUAUUUCCCACACUCCGACUUCCGCAUCCAAUACCGAACAUUCAUGGUGGCAGACAUGCGCCAUUAUCUUCGAUCACUCAUGACAGCUUUACAAUCCGUUCACGAGCACGACAUUCUACACAGAGAUAUCAAGCCAACGAAUUUCCUUUACAAUCCUGACCUGAAAGAAGGCGUACUUGUUGACUUCGGUCUUGCAGAGAACCAGGGAGCUGAGUAUACCAGCCAGUGCCUGUGUGCCCAUCAAACCUACGUUCGCCGCAGCAGGAUUCUCUCCAGCUACUACUCAAAAAACCCACCAUCCCUUGGUCUGUCAAAUGGAUAUCCAAAGAACGACUCGCGUCCGUCGAGACGAGCAAAUAGAGCAGGCACCCGAGGAUUCCGUGCACCCGAGGUUCUAUUCAAAUGCACAUCCCAAACCACGAAAAUCGACAUGUGGUCGGUAGGCGUUAUUCUUCUCACUCUACUGGGACGCCGAUUCCCGUUCUUCAAUUCGGCUGAUGACAUCGACGCUAUGAUCGAGAUGUCAAGUAUCUUUGGAACGCGGCGCAUGAAGACUGCAGCGGCGAUGCAUGGCCAAAUAUUCGAGACCAAUAUUCCAACCAUUGGAGAAAAGGGCUACAGCUGGGAAAAGCUGGUGAAAUGGUCCAGCUGCGUUGAAGAUUUGACUGAAAGUGAGCAGCAAGCCACACGUCUUUUGGCCGGGUUGAUGGAAUUAGAUCCCAGCAAACGGUUGAGUGCCGAGGAGGCACUGCAACAUGAGUUCUUUGUCGAUCCAAUUCAUCAUGAUGUUGAAUGGGGCGGUAACCCCGAAAGCGGAGAUUCCGGCGAGGAAGAAGAUGCCGGAGAUGAUGAGGCAGAUGAGGUCGCGAUGCUAUGA